AUAAUAGAUAUUUUCUGCUGAGUUGCUUGGUUAAUUUAGUGAACAUGUAUUUAUGACUCUCUCUCUCUAUCAAAGUGUUCAACAGUUCCGUGUUAUGGUUUCAGUGGGGUGGGGGUUUCCUUUGUGCGCGUGCAGCGGAGGCAGGGUGGAGCUGAGGGCGGGAUGCUCCGACGGGAACAGACGCACCGCCUGUCGAUUGGACCAGAAGCCAAGAGAAGGAAAGCGCCGUUGAGAGUCCGCCGGAGCUUAAAGACUUUGCAUGGGAUUUUUGUUGUGGGUUUUUUUCCCUCCAGGACGGGAGGUUUGGAGGCACCUGUCCGCUUGAGCCGCAUUCCCGGCAAACUCCGAGCGAGGCUGAAGCAUGGACGCGGUUUUACCCUCAUUGUUAAUAUUAAUAUUAUAGGAGGUUUGUGCGACCGCUGCGCGUAAAGUUACCCUUCCUUUCUCUCGUCUCGCUGCUUAGUUUUUGGGUUUUCCACCGAGCUUUAUGAGUUCGCCGCUGUUUCUGGGUCAGCUGCUCGGGGUCCCGCUAGAAAUAAUGCCCCCCACCAUGGAGAAGGACACAACUUACACAAAGAUCUUCGUCGGCGGGCUGCCCUACCACACCAGCGACGCCUCACUUCGGAAAUAUUUCGAGACUUUCGGGGACAUCGACGAGGCGGUGGUGAUCACGGACAAGCAGACGGGGAAAUCCAGAGGAUACGGCUUUGUGACCAUGGUGGACAGGGCAGCAGCAGAGCGGGCGUGCAAAGAUCCGAACCCCAUCAUCGACGGCAGGAAGGCCAACGUGAACCUGGCGUACCUCGGAGCAAAGCCUCGCAGCUCACAAACCGCUUUUUCAGCUGGAGUUCACCAAGUCCUUCCUACGUGGGCUCAGAGGCAAUACGGGUUCGCCCAGCAGUACGUCUACCCCCAGGCGUUCCUGCAGCCCAGCCUGCUUCUGCAGUCCCACCUGAGCCCCACCGCCACCGCCCUCACCUCCCCUUACCUGGAGUACAGCUCCGCCUACAGCUCCGCCUACAGCCCCUACGCCCCGUCGGGACUGGAGCAGUACCCCUUCGUCCCCUCGCCGUCGCCCUCCACAGGCUACCUCAGCUACAGCUUCUCCCCAGGUACGCCGACGCCUGCGCUCACCGCUCCUCCCACCCCUCCAGCGGCCAUCCAUCCUCCCCUGGCCGCGCUCACCGCCGUGUCCGCCACGCCGCCGGCCUUCCUGCAUUACCCCCUCCACCAGCCCGACCGGAUGCAGUGAGCAGACCUGAGCGGCCAAUCAAGACACGAGGACUGGAGACUGGACCGGGUUUAUAAAAAGGGCUUUUUGAGAGAACUGUCUUUCCUCGGUGUAACAGAUAAUGAUCAUCCUGCGUUGUCGUCAGCACACACUGUGAAUGUUUUCCAGAACCGGCAGGACUCUGUUGUGAUCUUUUCGAUGCUCCUUAUGGGCAGGAGGGAACGUAAAGUAAAGACACAGAGAAAUCCGUCUUUCUGCCAUGUUGCUGCAGCUGCAUUUUCUCCAGAGGUACUGCACUGAUUUCUGGGCUUCAGCCAAUCUGAGAGCCAGGUUCUCUCUGAAACACGGGGUCUGUUCCCUCUGCUUCAAGGUUACCUUUCUAUCUGAGAGAACAAUUUCUCUCUGCACCCAACUUAUCAUUUUUAUUACUCUCUCCUUUCAGCGACGAACAAAAAAAAGUUUAUUGUAAUCCCUCUUUGUUCCUGUUAUCUACUGCUAUGAGGUUAUAACAUGAGCAUCUUCACAGAAUAUGCAAUAAGGAUUACUAAGGAUGAGUAAGAAUAAGGUAGGCAACACUGGCAUUUCGUUUUUGUUGUUUUUCUAUUCCUAGAGCAUUACUCAGAGCACAACUCUGUCAGGAUUUAAACACAACAUUCAUAAGAUAAAUUUUUUUAUUUGACUUCUUUUGUCUUCUGGACACAUUUUUAUGUUUCUUUCAUUUUAGUGCCCUCCACAGCUAUUAGCAGCUCUAGUAAACAAAAAAAAAA
Molecule: messenger RNA, 1998 nt
Organism: Poecilia reticulata (guppy)
Lineage: Eukaryota; Metazoa; Chordata; Actinopteri; Cyprinodontiformes; Poeciliidae
Gene: rbm38
Product: RNA binding motif protein 38
Molecular function (GO): RNA binding
Source: RefSeq, a predicted model, not a curated record